Periophthalmus magnuspinnatus is the source of this 1841-nucleotide messenger RNA. RefSeq names its product mitochondrial translational initiation factor 2 (gene mtif2). Gene Ontology annotation, molecular function: translation initiation factor activity; GTPase activity; GTP binding. The transcript has 5 exons. The annotation marks the transcript as partial. Gene Ontology annotation, biological process: translational initiation. The record is from RefSeq and is a predicted model, not a curated record. NCBI's taxonomy places the organism in Eukaryota, Metazoa, Chordata, Actinopteri, Gobiiformes, Gobiidae.
UCGUACACCCUUGUACCCUCUCGUACCCUCUCGUACCCUCUUGUACCCUCUUGUACCCACCGGUUUGAGCAGCACAGGGCGCGGGAGGUGGUGGCGUACAGGCAGCACCUGGAUGAGCAGCAGCGUCUGGGGGAGGAGCAAAAGACCAUCGCAGCCAAUCAGGAGGCUCACCUACAGCAGUACCGCCUCCAGAGGGCGGAGCUAGCACACCUGAGCUGGAGGCAGCGGAAGAGCGCCCUCUAUCAGAAAAACAAGGAAGCGUUUGCCUCCCGACCACGAGAACGAGACACGGAUCAAAGCACGCCACGUCUCGGAGUCGUCGUCAAAGGAGACGUGGACGGCUCAGUGGAGACCCUCCUGAACGUCCUGGACUCGUACGACGCUCAACAUCAGUGUGAACUCAACCUCAUCCACUUUGGAACCGGAGACAUCUCAGAGACCGACGUCAGCCUGGCACACACCUUCUCAGGUUCUGUUUACGGCUUUAACGUGUCUGUGGCGCGCUCGGUGCAGCAGGUGGCGCUGCAGAAGGGCGUGCCUCUCAGACUGCACUCUGUCAUCUACAAACUCAUCGAAGAACUGAAGCAGGAACUGAGCCAAAAACUGCCCCCAGAGACUCUCCAGACAGUCCUAGGAGAGGCCAGUGUUCUCGCGGUUUUUGAGGUCUCUGUGGGGAAAAGGAAAGUCCCUGUGGCCGGUUGUAGAGUCCAGAGAGGAGUCCUGGACAAACGACACCACUUCAGAGUCCUGAGGGGGGCACUAGUCCUGUGGGAGGGGUCCCUAUCUGCUCUGAAGCACCAUAAGGACGAUGUGUCUUCGGUGAAGUCGGGGAUGGACUGUGGACUGUCUGCUGACGGAGAUGUGGAUUUUAAGCCCGGAGACAUGGUCCAGUGCUAUGAGGAAGUCCAGAGUCCACAGACCUGCUCCUGGAACCCGCCGGGAUUCUAACCCACUGCACUGAACUGGGACUAAACCAGAACCUCUUGUAGUUCUUGUGGAUUCAGUUGGUUCCGGUGAAGUGUUUUGCUCAAGGACACAGUGGCAGAAUGGGCCACCAUAAAAAACGAGUGAGAUCUGGUCCUGAACAGGACAAAAACUUGAAAAAAUUUGAUCAAAAGUAGAUUAUAAUUAUACUGUAUGUUACUAAUUGGGGAUGCACCGAUCCAAUACUGGUAUCAGAUAUUGGCGCUGGUACUGAAUACGUUGGAUCAGAUAUCGGCUUCCACAUAUCGGUUCAGUCGAUAUCCUGUGGACACAUACAUGCAGAUGUAAGACUCUUUACUGGUCAUAGUUGUCCAGAAAGUCUCAUAAUGUUUGAACUUUAUUUACAUAAAGUUGUUCAGUUGUUACCUCAGAGAUAAAUAACAGAUCCAUCGAUACACACUAUAGUAUCGGAGUCAUCGUAUCGGAACCGUAUCGGGACAGAAAAAGCUGAAUCGGUGCAUCCGCAGUUCCUUGUAUUUAAUGUAGAAAUUAUUUUUAUUUAAUAAAGACACAAGUUUUUUUCAUCCGUAUGUCCGAACCAUUGAAAUAAGCUCUCACAGAUCUGACCUCUGACCUCUGACCUCUGACUGUGAGAUGAACCUGUAUUUGUCAAACAGACCCUGUGCUUUAGGUUUCAAAUGAAAUGAGACAGGGUUUAAAGCUGCACUAUGUGAUUUUUGUGAUGAAGCAUUAUAAGACCUACAUAAAGAGCCAUGGCAAAUGCAGCAGCCAUCUUGUGAGUGGAGCACCAGGCCAAUUUCCAGGUCAGAUCUGUGCAAAGGCAAGCCACACUCACAGAAAGAAUGCAUGUUUUUCAAAACAUUUCUUCCAAUCAAAUAAAUGAAAACGUGUAAUGC